Molecule: messenger RNA, 2051 nt
Organism: Monodelphis domestica (gray short-tailed opossum)
Lineage: Eukaryota; Metazoa; Chordata; Mammalia; Didelphimorphia; Didelphidae
Source: RefSeq, a predicted model, not a curated record
GUGCACGUGCGUGUCUGCGCACGUGUGUGUUUGCGUGUGCGCCCCUGGGGCAAAGCUCUGCGUGAAGUGGCUUCUCCGCCCUGCCCAGACUGAGCUUCUUUUCAUCUCGGCACGCAGUUACGUAUCCAACAUACGUGUCCAACUAAAGACCGUUGGAUACGUGGCACACGAGCACGUCGCUUUCUGGACGUUCUGAGAGGGUUCUGUGCGCGUGUCGCUCCCGAUUCGGGCAGGAUACCCCGAGGUUUGCGCAAGAUCGAUGAUUUCCUCACGAGUAGCUGAACUUCCUUCAAGGAAAGCCGCGCGACUGUUCGAGAGCGCUCGGCGGUGAGGGAGGCCCGGAGGGCUUCUGGCCCUCUUCCCGUCGUUGGCGAGCCAGCGGAGAAGGGCUUUGGCUGGUAAACCGAGUCGCCGAGGCCUCUCCUUGGGAGCGACUGAUGCUCAGAGCGCGGGAGGAGGGGUUCCGGGCACAGCUUUUGCUGCCAGUGAUGGUGGUUUGGGCUGGCUCUGUGGGGGACCCUUUGAGGCACUGCGUGCGAGUGUUUUGUGCUUCUGUUGCUGCUGCCGAGACCAGGGAGAGGACAAGAAGCUCGUCGGCCCCCCUCGUGAGGGAUGUCGGCGAGAGAAGCGGGGCCGAGAGGGUGGCUCCGUCCUGCCGAGGAGUCUCCUUGUGGCCUUCGGGCCUCCGCCUGCCGCCUUGUCAAGCCGCCGUGGCCGGAUGGCUCCCUCUAGCGGAGGUGAUGACGUUCCAGGAUGUGGCUGUGGACUUCACGCGGGAGGAGUGGCGCCUCCUGUCCCCUCCCCAGAAGGAGCUGUACAAGGAGGUGAUGCUGGAGAAUGCCCGGAACCUGCUCUCUGUGGGGCUUCCAGUUCCCACAGAAGAUGUACUCUCUUAUUUGGAGCAGAGCGAAGCUCCAUGGAUGCUGGAGCAAGAAGACCUGAGGAGCUGCCACCCAGAAGGAGAGAUCAGACCAGAAAUGAAGGAGACUCCAACAGAGAUGAGCCCUUCUGUGGAAGAAACAGACCAGCAAAUACUCAUGAGUGAUGUUCCAGAUAACGUAGCUUGGAGAGAAUUCUGCGUUGAAUCUCAAAAUUCACCCUAUUCUGAACAUCAAAGAAUGAAUUCUGAGGAAAAGUCUAGUGAAUGCGAGCAAAGUGGAAAGACAUUCAGAUGGAGACCCAAACUUGCUGGACAUCAGAGAAUCCACACUGGGGAGAGAUCUUAUGAAUGCAAGCAAUGUGGAAAGAUAUUCAGUCGGCGAUCCAAUCUUAUUAAACAUCAGAGAAUCCACACUGGGGAGAGACCAUAUGAAUGCAAGCAAUGUGGAAAGACAUUCAGUUGGAGUUCCCAUCUUGCCCAGCAUCAGAGAAUUCACACUGGGGAGAAACCUUAUGAAUGCAACCUAUGUGGAAAGACAUUCACUCAGAGCUCCACUCUUGCUCGACAUCAGAGAAUUCACACUGGGGAGAAACCUUAUGAAUGCAAACAAUGUGGCAAGACAUUCAGUCGGAGCUCCUAUCUUGCUCAACAUCAGAGAGUCCACACUGGGGAGAAACUUUAUGAAUGCAAACAAUGUGGAAAGACGUUCAGUCGGAUUUCCCAUCUUGCUGUACAUCAGAGAAUCCACACAUGAGAAACAUGAAUAAAAUUAAUGUAAGAUGACUUUCAAACAUCUCCAAUCUUUCUCAGCAUCAGAGAAUUCAAAAUGGGAAGAAACCUUAUGAAUGCAAGUAAUGUGGAAAGACAUUCAUAUGGAACUCCACUCUUGCUCUGCAUAAGUGAAAUCAUAGUUUCACAUAGAGCUCUCAUCUUGCUCUAAGAUUAGGUAUGUAUUUAUAUAAUAUUCUUGUAUAUAAUAUUUAUAUAAUCUUAUAAAUUUUUGUACAUAUUAAUUGUAAGUUGAAUUUGAAUUAAUAUCUUUAGGUUCUUAUUUCUGUGUAGUCAGAAUGGUAUUGUUUAUAACUACAAUUAUUUGUAAUUUUGUAACUAAUUUGUAAUUUUGGGUAAUUUGAAACAUGUAAAAACCAAGAUUGAUUUUGCUUUCAUUCUC